AUGGGUAAAGCUCAGAAACUUCUGGCUAUCGCGCCUUCCAGAAAAAUCAAGGAAGAAUCAGAUGGUAGUGAAAGCGAAUCAUCGAGUGAUGAUGAAAGUGUCGAACAAUCUGAUACGAAGAAAGUGAGCAACUCAAAGUGGACAAAUAGAACACGCGUGCUCAUUUUCUGCUCAAGAGGUUCCGAUUUCAGAACACGACACUUGAUGAAAGAUCUUUGUACUUUGAUGCCUCAUACUAAAUCUGAAACGAAGUUUGACAAGAAAGCUUCUCUUUCAAUGAUCAAUGAAAUCGCUGAAAUGAAAAACUGCAGCAAAGUCAUGUAUUUCGAAAGUCGCAAACACAAGGAUCAUUAUUUGUGGCUCUCAAAUGUUGAAUCAGGCCCAUCGAUGAAGUUUCUGGUGCAUAACGUGCACACAAUGGAUGAAUUGAAGAUGUCGGGUAACUGCUUGAAAGCCUCGAGACCCAUUCUUUCAUUUGACUCUACAUUUGAUGAAAAGCCUCAUUUGGCUAUAAUUAAAAGAUCACUUACUCAGAUCUUCUCAACUCCAAACUAUCAUCCAAGAUCUCAACCAUUCGUUGACCAUGUCUUCACUUUUUCCGUUUCCACUGACGACAAAAUCUGGUUCCGCAAUUUUCAAGUUGUUGAUGAGAGUUUGAAGCUUCAAGAAAUAGGCCCGCGUUUCGUUCUUGAGCUGAUUCGUGUGUUUAAUGGAUCGUUUGAGGGUGCUGUCCUCUACGACAAUCCCAACUAUGAGAGCCCAAAUGAUAAACGCCGUGUUUUGAAAUUGGCUCAUCAAAACAAAUAUGCUAAUCGAAAGCUUAAUGAAAAGAUGCAAGAUGCAAAGGAAAUUGAAGUUAAAGCCGCAUUAAAAGAAAAAGUUGAAGACCCAGCUGGUGAAAUUUUCAAUACUGAGGCUUUGCAAGUUUCCGAAGAAGCACGGAAAGGUAGCUUCUCAAAU
Molecule: messenger RNA, 960 nt
Organism: Mesorhabditis belari
Lineage: Eukaryota; Metazoa; Nematoda; Chromadorea; Rhabditida; Rhabditidae
Source: the annotation of a GenBank genome assembly